Messenger RNA from Apiotrichum porosum, 1461 nucleotides. RefSeq lists its product as uncharacterized. Bases 1 to 1461 code for a protein of 486 amino acids. Gene Ontology annotation, cellular component: P-body. The transcript has 3 exons. The record is from RefSeq and is a predicted model, not a curated record. NCBI's taxonomy places the organism in Eukaryota, Fungi, Basidiomycota, Tremellomycetes, Trichosporonales, Trichosporonaceae. Gene Ontology annotation, biological process: deadenylation-dependent decapping of nuclear-transcribed mRNA; positive regulation of catalytic activity; deadenylation-independent decapping of nuclear-transcribed mRNA. Gene Ontology annotation, molecular function: mRNA binding; enzyme activator activity.
AUGGCCCAGCCACGCGCGGGGGGCUCUCCGUCACCUGCAGAAAUAUCAAACCUGCGCAACGCAACAAACCUGCGUACAGUCUCCCGCAAUGACCCUGGUGUCGCCGAGAUUCUCGACACCAGCACCUACUCGGUCAUCUACCACUAUGAUGAAGUUGCCGGCAAGUGGGCCAAGCAGAAACAGGAAGGAUCCAUCUUUGUUGUCCGCAGAACCAAAGCGCCGGAGUAUGCUCUGUUCAUGCUCAACCGCGUAACAGUCAAGAACGUCACGAUCCCACUUAUUCCCGGCGAGAUGAAGGCGACCGCUAUUGACGCAAGCAUGCUCCAGGUUGCGCGCCGUGGCGAGAAGAUUCGCUAUGGCAUUUGGUUCACCGAGGGCACGGAAGGUGUACAGCGUUUCCGUGACACGAUUGUGGGCAUUUGUGGAGAACCGUCAAAGCUGGGUGCUAGCUCUCGCGCUUCUCCUGCACCAGGACUGCUAGCUUCAACAGCCGCGAAUAUGGUUGCCUCUUCAGCAGGAGCAGCCGCACCCUCGACCGAGGACGGAUUCUCUCGUCUCUUCGCGGGCCUUACAACUAUUCCCGCCAAGGCGGCAACACCGACUUCCCCGCCCCACCAAGAACCUCAUCCUCUUCAGCUUCCCCCAGUCAAUCAGCAACCUCAGCAGUUCCUUGCAGGCCCUCCUCUUGCUCAUGUUCAGCAACAGCCCGUGUCCGACCAGCAAGCAGGCGGAUUACCUGGCAUGCCGGCGCCGUACACGCAGUUCCAGCAGUUCCCUCAACAGCCGUACCCUAUUCAGCAAUCAUAUCCUCCUCAGCAGCCAUAUCCUCCUCAGCAACAACCCUACCCUCCUCUGUAUGCCCAUCCUCAACAACCGCCUCCCGUGCCCCAACAUGAACUUGCCCCAGCUCAGCCUGUUGCCCCACCAACAGCCCCAGAGUACCCACCAGGCCAGACAGUUGAUGAUCUCCUCAUGAGCAUUCUGGGCGUGCCAGGAGGGAGCCCUGCUGGUGCUGCUGCUCGUGCACCAGUUCCUCCUCAGUCCUUGGUGCAGGCGCCUCCUCAGCCCCCCCAACCUCAGCCGCCUGUCCCGACCAUGUCUUCCCAAUCACCUCUCUCCGCCCCUGUCACCUCCUCGCCCGUUCCGAAGGGUCCCAAGGGCCCCGUCCCUCUGCAGGCUCGACGUGUCAGCCGCCCCCAGCAGACAGCUUCACCGAGGCAGAACGGCGCUUCUGGCCCCACGUCACCACCUGUCAGCUCCCAAGCUCAAAGUCAAGCUCAGUCCCAGCCUUCAGGCGUUGCCAUGCGUGAUGCCCUUGCGAACACGUUGCCAGCUGGUGCCCCUCUCGGACGUAUUCAGCUCCGCGACAUCCUUACCCACCUCCUCAGCUCGGACGAGCGGUUUGUCGAUGACGUGUGGCGCGCAUAUCUUGCCAGAAUUGGUGCCCCCCCGCCGCAGUAG